Messenger RNA from Macrobrachium nipponense, 1635 nucleotides. RefSeq lists its product as uncharacterized. Bases 1 to 1635 code for a protein of 544 amino acids. The transcript has a single exon. The record is from RefSeq and is a predicted model, not a curated record. Lineage: Eukaryota; Metazoa; Arthropoda; Malacostraca; Decapoda; Palaemonidae.
AUGGUAUUGUUUACAAAACCCAUUCAGAUUGAAGAUGAAUCAGAAGGACAAAUUAAAACAACAGCAUCAGCAGGAUCGUCUAGUGAAUCAUCAGUAACAUCAUCAACCUCACCCACCAUAUCUGCAAGCUCUACUUCUACAACUCAUAGUUUGCCUUUUUCUUCUAUUAGUACUCUAACGUCAGCAUCUAAUAACCUAACAGAUUCUUCACCCACAACUUUCACAACCACCACCUUACCAAUUACUUCUUCAAUCACUAAUGUACAAACAGCCAGUACAACCACAACUAUACCAGUAACUUCUACAACAACCAAUGUCACUGCAACUUCAACAACCAUACUGUCAUCAACUACUUCAGCCACAACUGUACCAACUUCUUCAACCACUACUGUCCCAGAAACUUCUACAAUCACCACUUUACCAACAUUUUUGAACACCACUGCAACAGCAUUUACCACAACUACUGCUGGAACUUCCAUGAUUUCAACUUCAAAUUUAUCAGCAACUUUUACAACCAUUACUGUACCAGCAGCUCCUUUGACCACUUCUCCACUCGCAACUUAUUCAACCACUGCUAGGCCAACAACUGUAUCUGGAACAUCUACAACUACAAUUGAACCAACAAAUUCAGUAGCCACUACUUUAGCAGCAACAAGUUUAACCACCACUGUUCAAGCAACAACAUCAGCCACUGUUGUGUUAGCAACUCCUUCAUCCACAAUUGCUACAACAAAUUAUACAACCACAGUUGCAUCUGCUAAUUAUACAACCACAGCUGCACCAAAAAACUAUACAACCACAACUGUGCCAGAAAACUAUACAACCACAGCUGCACCAGCAAAUUAUACAACCACAGCUGCACCAGAAAACUUUACAACCACAGCUGUGCCAGAAAACUAUACAACCACAGUUGUGCCAGAAAACUAUACCACCAAAGCUGCGCUAGAAAACUUUACAACCACAGCUGCACCAGAAAACUAUACAACCACAGUUGCACCAGCAAAUUAUACAACCACAGCUGUGCCAGAAAACUAUACAACCACAGUUGCACCAGCAAGUUAUUUACACGCCCCACGGCUCACCAGAAACUUAUACAACCAAGCUGCCCCAGAAAACUCUACAACCACAGUUGCACCAGCAUUUAUACAACCCAAAAGCUGCACCAGCAAAACUAUACAACCAACCCACUGUGCCAGUAAACUUUUACACCAAACCAGCUGCACCAAGAAACUUAUACAACCACAGCUGCACCAGAAAAACUCUACACUACAGUUGCCCAAGCCAGUUUAUAAACCCGAGCUGCACCAGAAAACUAUACAACCACGCUUGGCCAGAAAACUUUACAACCACAGCUGUACCAGAAACGAUACAACCACGACUGUUGGCCACAAACCUAUACAAGCUUUACAGUUACACCCAGCCAAUGAUACAACCACAGCUGCCCCAGAAAACUAUACAACCAACCAACUGUGCCAGAAACUUUACAACCACAGUUGCACCAGCCAAGUUUAUACACCACAAAGCUUUGCACCAGAAAACUAUAACCAACCACGCUGCACAGAAAACUCUACAACACCCGAUGCACCAAAAGCAAGUUUAUACAACCAAAGCUGCGAACCCCAGAAAACUUACUAA